Messenger RNA from Bactrocera oleae (olive fruit fly), 5142 nucleotides. RefSeq names its product nuclear regulator Bacchus (gene Bacc). NCBI's taxonomy places the organism in Eukaryota, Metazoa, Arthropoda, Insecta, Diptera, Tephritidae. The record is from RefSeq and is a predicted model, not a curated record.
UUACUUAGGUGAACGUUUCUAGACUACAACAGGUGUAAUGCAUAUAGUAUGUGAUAUUUAGUCAAAAGCUAGUACAAUAGUUGUGAAAUGGCAACCGAAUAGAAAUACUGAAGAAAACUACACGCAAAAGCUUGUUCGUCACUCGUGAAUGCUCAUAAAUGCUAAAUAUGUACAUUUGUAUGUAUGUAGCACGAAAUUGUUUGUGUGGACUAUUAAAUAAAAUAUUUAAAUUAUAUAUUAAUGAGUAAUACUAAAUAUACUUAGGUAUGUAUAUUUAUGUAUAGAAAUAUAUACUUACAUAUUUAUUUACUAUAUAUUAAGACGUUUAUAUACUUAUGUAUGUAUGUAUAUGGAAAUUAGUAGAACCACAAGCGUAGUGAGCCAUUUUUAAAAUAGGCGGGAAAACACUUCAAAACAAAGUAUUCAGUUUUACUUUGCAAGUAUGUAGAUAGGUUAAUGUGUACAGACAUACUCCUAUAAAUACACAUACUAAUAUGCUGGUAAACAAAAUGGACUCUGUAUAAUAUAACUAAAAAGAAACUGUACAGGACAUACAUAUGUAUGUACUUAUGUAUGUACUCUACUCAUACUACUCGCUUACCUACUACUAGACAUACAUAUUGAUAAAAAUUUGAAACUUGCUUGAUAACGUUAUGUUUUUUUAAAUUUAUUUUUAACACAAUUUUCACUCCUUAUCAAUAAUUGUUUAUAUACACAUGUGUAUUUGGUUAAAGUAUAAUUUCCCUGUUUACUUAUUCAAACGAACGUUAUUUGUAUAAAUGUGUGCUUAUGGAGUAUGUUUGUGAAGUAGCUACACUCCAAAACACCGCCAAAAAGUAUAAUUUUCAAAGCGGAUACCUUCACACGUUGAAAAACAACUUCGUUCGAAUGGCUGUCCAACUGUCGCAAACACAAGCGCAAAACGGUCUAGAUAAGCAACAAUACAGGCGUUAUUUUGCACAAUAACAGCUGCAAUGUACUCUAUUUGUACAGUAAACACCUAAUAAGAUGAGCAAAUAAUUGACGAAAAACCCAGUAGAAGGAAAAAAAUAGUUUAAACAUAGGACAACAAACAAAAUUUUUCGAAAAACAGAAAAAAAAUAUAAAUUAUAUUCCUAAAACUAGGUUAAGUAAUAUAAAGAAAAGGCAUUUAAAAAUUGCCGAGAUGGGACAGAUAUUGCUGGAAAAAUUAUUAUCAAAAAAAAAAUCACACUGAGUUUAGACAUAACAUAAUUUCGCAGAUUAAUGAAAACUAAAUAUGACAAUAAAUUCAUCUCAGAAUAUUAGAAGUUCAAGCUUCUAAGAAUAGAGCCAUUAGUCGAUCUAUAACAUCUGACUAGAUAGGAGGAUUUGUGUAUUUGAGUUUUGACAGUGCUGGUUAGUGGACCACUAUUCCUUUUCUUCUUUUUAUUAUCUGUCUUAAAACCUAAAUUAAUGUCUGUUGCAUGUUUUACGAAAAUAUAUGUUUUUAUAUUUUCUCAUUCUUUCUAUACUCAAAACUUGCAAUUAGUAUAUUCAUAUGAUCAUCAGAUCAGUAUGAUCAAUAUGAGACGCCCUGAUCAAUUAUAUAAACAUUUCCUUCUAUAGAACUUCUUAUAGCAAGUCUACAUGUUAGAUUGGCUAUUUUUAUGGCACAGAUACUUAAAUUAUUUUCUAGUCUGGUUCAAAAACUCUGAGGUAUUAUUCUGAUAUAAUGCCGCUUCAUUUUUCAUUCAUGCUUCAAGCAUCAUAGCAAACUUAAAAUACCCUAUUUAGCGCAGUUACGAAGGCUUUACUGUAAUGUGUUAUUUUGCUUAAUGAACAUCAAUAUCCUUUCCCAUCUCACUACCAAGUAGAGAAUUUCGUCAAUUCAUCUUAAUGCUCACUUGAAUUCGAUUGAUGCCAUCUCUUUGUACUCAAUUUCGAUUUUAUUUUCAAUAUGCAAUCGUAUUUGACGCCUAGCGAAUGCGCUACUAAAUACAAAUCAACAUAAAAAUAUAUAUACCGAUGAUUUACGGAUUUACCUACAUAUAUAUUAUCCAUAAAGUACAUGUAUGUAUUUUAACAUUGGAUCACAGUUAAAUGACUUUUCUGGCAGGCGUACAAGUGAAUGUAGCACUCCUCCUACAUUUUUGUGCUCAUAUAUGUACAUACUUAUUAACAUGCAUAAUUCUACAUACUUACAUAUCUAUUUAUGUGUGAAUAUGUGAGUAUGUAUCUACAAUCGUUUGCAGUGCAUUUGACUCACUUACGUGUAUAAACGACGUAAAGUCGUUUUAGUUAAAUGUGGCAGGUCACAUCUUUCUAAGCAGUGGUUCCCAACUGGGGUGACUUGAGGUACUUUUGCAUACAUUUACUAUAGUGUGAUGCCAUAUGAAUUUAAAUUUAUGAUUAUGAUAUGGAUAAAUGAAUCGCAAAAUAUUUGAAUAUUUUUACCAUUUUUUUAUGUAUUUAUGGUAAGUAUAAUGCUCUGGAGACUUUCAAGUAUUUCUGUCGCUAUUUUCUAUUAAAUACAGCCCAAUAAACUGAAAGCGACCCAGCGUUGCACACUACUGACAUGUGCCAACAAAUCGAACAAACAACUUCAUAUCUACAAAAGUGCCAUCACAACGAAUCCCCAACAACGCUACAGCUGUCGUGUAGCGAAACGAACAUCACUGGGUUGUAAAUAUCGUGCUUGAAUUAAUUGUGUGCUUUUUGUAGAGCACACAGCAAAUAGUGAUACCAAUACCAAAGAACAGCAAGCCAAUCUACCAACUCGACACACCGCACCACCCCUUCUGAAAUCAUACAUACAACUAUUAUAUGUGUGUAUGUACGUCCGCAUACUGAUUCAUAUACCGGCUCAUGGCCACAACGGCCCACUAAUCGACGCUAUGUCAGUUCCACCGACGCACCGUUCGUGCCAUCGACGGUGCGAACAGCGAAAUAAGCAAUUGUGACAUACAUAUUUAGGUAUGUAUGUAUCUACAACUGCCUGUAUGUAUGUACACCUAUCGUCAGCUAGGCGUAUGGACGCACACCAAAAGCAAUUUAAUCCCCGCACCGCACCAAACACUCUUGCUACCCUUGGAAUGCUAGCGCAACGAUAGAAGCAAUUUUCAAAUUUACCGCCAAACGGCACUACAUCGAACUGUGCGGCGACUGUACUCACGAAACCCAAGCAGCAUUUGUAUGGAAUUACUCAAGAAACCCUCUAAACGCGUCACCAGCGUUCGCAGGUUUGUUUGCAGAAUUUUUUAAUUAAUUUCAAAAAAUAGCUGAAUUUUUUCACUAACGAUUGGUAUAACUUUGAAAUCGAUUGAAAUAAGAGUUAUAGCGUAAAAAUUAGCGUAAAGUUUUAGCUGGCAUUGGGGCACGCAUUAUGCGGACCCAUCAAUGGGGAACACAUCAGCUUUGCUGUGGAGCAGACGCUUUCAGUCGCAAACUGACGCUCAACGAGUACACAUCUCGGUGGUUGAAAAUACCUAGUAAACCAAAAAACACUUACAAUAAAUAAUAAUACAUAUAAGCAAUAUAAUACAAGCAAGCAAGCAGCACAACAGCUAAAAGCCACAGCUAACUACCUAAGCGCUUUUUCUGUUGAAAACUGCCAGCCAGUCAGCCUGCCCGAUUGAUUGUAUAGUCGUCAGCCGCCACACAGCGUGCACAUUUCCGAAGCAAACAAUAAAAUAAUAAAGUAUCUAUCAUCUGCCUACCUAUAGCACUCUAGCUAGUGUGUGCUCCAUACGCUCGCCCUGCUUUCACAUUAGAGCGAUAGAGAAGACAAACGUUGUACGUACUGUCUUCGUCCUUGCUGUUGCACCGCAUUCUUUCUAUCGCAUCGUACGCCUUCGGCUGUACAACGAACAUACGUUGUUGUUUGUUGUUGUUGGGUUCGACUGUAGAUACAGAUACAUUUACGUAUAAAGUAUCUACGUAUCGCGAACAGAACAGCUCAGCUCAGCACAGAACGUACCGCUGAAAUAACAUUUAGAAGUUAAAUACACACCGCAAACGAUAGUCUCGAACAGUGUGUCUGUGUGCUUCGUACCGAGUGGAUCGUCAAAGCAAAUUGUACGCGUCUUGUGUUUAAAGCAAAUCAAAUAAAUUUGUAAAAAUACAUAAAAAUAACCGCGAACGCAGUUAUAUAAGUUACAACAACAAAAAUAAAAUAUAUUAAUUAUAUUUAAAAACACAAACUACACAGAACAAAUCAAAGAAAAUGUCAGCCGCCACAGAACAACAAAAUAACGGUGAUGUCGCUGUUGAGAAAGUUACCGCCGAUGCCGUCGAUGCGGCAGCAGCCGUGAAGGAAGAUCUCAAAAAGCCUGCCGUCGAUGAAACAGUAGCGGCCGCCGACAAUGGUACAGCGUCAAAAGGUGACGAUGAGGAAGCCAACGAUGCCGCCGCCCCCGUCAAGGGACAAGUGAAAGGAACAAAACGGCCUGCCGAAGCAAAAUCCGCUGAAUCAAAGAAGGCAAAAAAAGAAAAGGCCGCUGAUGCUGAUUCAGAUGAUGAAGAGGUUUUAGAAGAGAUCACCGAGGGUGAUAGUGAAAUUGAAAGUGACGAAUAUGAUAUCCCCUACGAUGGUGAGGAGGAAGACCUCGAAUGCGACGAUGAUGAUGACGAUAACGACGACGGCUCCGGUUCAGAUGAUCAGGCGUAAUAAUAAUAUAGUAGUCAAAAACCAUUUAAAUUAAAUAUAAAAAAAAUAUAAAAACUGCAAGAAAACUUAAAAAACUGCAAAACAAAAAAAUGUAAUAACACAAACAAAGAAACAAAAAUGAUGAAGCAAGAAGUAUAUAAUUAUUAUGUUAAGAAAUACUUUUUAAUUUCUUAUUUUAUUUUAAUUGUAUUAUGUGUAAUUUUUUUUAUAAAAAAAUAAGAGAAUGAUGAUGAUGAACAACAAAAGGCGAAAAAACCCACAAACUGCAUAAUUUUUUCCUUUACACUUAAGUCUUACGUAUAUUAUCAUUUUAAUAUAUAAUUAUAUAUUUAUAUAUAUAUAUAUAUAUACAUACAUAUAUAUAAAUAUAAACAACUUAAGCGUAAUGAUGAAAAGAUGAGUUAAACAAACAAAAAAAAUUAAAUAAUAAUAAUAACAAUGAGAUGAAAAUGAUGAACACAAAUUACAACAAUAGCAAUUAGAAACGUUACAAUUGAGUAAAAAUACAAAAAACA